GAUACAGCUUCUCCUUCCACCAAAAAAAAAAAAACUGGCUAGCGUUGCAUGUCUAGUCAUGGCCAGUACUCUGUCUCCUGAUCGAUUAUGGUCCCUUAUCUUUUGUUGUCUGGCCAUGACAGCCUUCAUCUGCCAUGCAAGCUCGUCUACUACUCUUGAUCACCUAAACAACGUUACGGACCAGAAGGCAUUGCUUUCCUUCAAAUACUUCACCCUGGAUACCAUCAACGCGUUGGCAGAUUGGAAUACCAAUACCUCUUUCUGCAACUGGAAUGGAGUUGUAUGCAGUCGCCGCAGACAGAGGGUCGUCGCUCUAAACCUCACCGGCAUGUCACUGGUGGGCACUUUUUCUCCAUACCUCGCCAAUCUGUCCUUCAUCCGUGCCCUUGAUCUCAGCUCCAACUCUUUCCAUGGCAAUCUUCCUGCCGAGGUUGGUCGGCUUCCUCGCUUAGAACGCCUAAACUUGACUGAGAAUCAUUUGCGUGGGGCCGUUCCACAGAGCUUGUGCUACUGCCGUCGUCUUCGACAGAUGGAUUUAUCAGACAACCAAUUGGAGGGCAACAUCAACACGUGCUUAGGGAGCUUGCCGGAUCUUGAGUACCUCGCCCUUGAUUUCAAUGACUUUACCGGCACCAUUCCACCUGCUUUGGCCAGCCUUUCAAAGCUCAAGGUACUCAAUCUCGCUGGAAACAAACUAAAUGGAAGCAUUGUUGAAGAAUUGGGGAGUUUAACCAACUUGAUUCAGCUAAACUUGGGUAGGAACAGACUUGCAGGUACAGUGCCUCCAGGCCUAUUUAAUAUUUCUUCUCUUCGAGAGUUGAACCUGCAAUUCAAUUACCUGACAGGAAAUUUACCGCAAGAUGUCGGCCUUAUGCUUCCCAAUCUCGAGAGAAUAGCCCUAGACAACAACACCUUUAGUGGGUCUAUACCACAGAGCUUGGCCAUUUGCAAAAACCUCCAAGAACUUUCUUUGGGAAUGAAUCAAUUUUCCGGGGAUAUUCCGUCAUGGUUGUGCAAUAUGCCUGACCUCAUGAUCAUAACUCUCAGUAUUAAUAACUUUGUCGGCUCAGUCCCUCCUUGUCUAGCAAAUCUUUCGAAACUCGAGGUUCUAGAGCUGUCCCGGAACAACUUGCACGGGAACAUACCAGACGAAUUAGGGAGCUUAUUACACUUGCGUUGGUUGAAUUUCGCAAUCAACAACCUCACAGGCAAGGUUCCCAAUUCCAUAUUUAACAUCUCUACUCUCCAAACCUUGAGCCUGUCUCGCAAUAACCUUACAGGGCAACUUCCGCCGAAUUUUGGGUUCUCACUUCCUAAUCUUGAGAAGCUCUUGAUGUCCGAAUGCGGGCUUCAUGGGCAGAUACCAACAUCUCUCGCCAAUGCUACCAAGCUAGAAAUUGUUGUUCUGGCCAACAACAUGCUGAGUGGUUGGAUACCUUCAGAGUUAGGCAGGUUGAUGCACCUCAAAACUCUCUUUCUUGAAGGCAAUAUAUUAACCAACAUGCCUAAUGCCUCUGAACUUUCUGUUAUUACUGCCUUGACCAAUUGUAGACUUUUGGAAAAAGUUGCUAUCUCAGAAAACUUUCUUAACGGUGUUCUUCCUGCAUCACUUGGCAACUUUUCAAGCAACCUCCAGGUUAUUGACAUGGCCAUAAACCAGAUUGGGGGUGCCAUUCCUUCAGAGGUUACUAACCUGACCUACCUGAAUCGCUUGGAUUUAGGUUCCAAUAGAAUAAGUGGAAUGAUCCCAUCAGGAAUUGGGAAGUUGCAGAACCUACAGGGUCUUUAUAUUGGCAGGAAUAUGUUAGAAGGGCCCAUACCACCUCAACUUUAUCAAAUCAUUGGCCUCGUUGAACUUGAUCUGAGUGAUAAUAUGUUAUCUGGGUCAAUCUCAAGCUCAAUAGCAAAUCUUAGCAAUCUGCGACGAUUGGCCUUCUACUCAAACCAUCUGUCCUCGGUAAUUCCACUCACCUUUUGGGAGUUAAAGGAUUUGGAAGUAGUCAUACUGGGGGAGAACUCUUUAACUGGGUCCCUCCCAUUGGAGAUUGGAAAUUUAGCUGUAGCAUAUGCGAUGGACUUAUCAAGGAACAAGUUAUCAGGCGACCUGCCUGCAUCUUUGUCGAAACUCCAAAUGCUUCAAUAUCUAAACCUCUCCAAGAACUCAUUUUCUGGUCAUAUCCCUCAAAAACUUGAUGCAAUGGUAGACUUGGAAUCACUUGACCUUUCUUAUAACUCUUUAUCUGGUGGAAUUCCGGAGACACUGGGGCUAUUAAGAAGUAUCAAGAGCUUGAACCUUUCUUUCAAUCAAUUGAGAGGAGAAAUUCCAAGUAAUGGGAUUUUUGCAAACCUUACUGCCGAUUCUUUUGCUGGAAAUUAUGGACUUUGUGGGGCUCCCAGGUUUGAGGUCCCAACGUGUCCCAAAGAGAGCAAGCAACACAAGAAAUCUAAUCUAACUACAAUUGUUAUUGCAAGCACACUUGGAAGCUUUGAAUUCCUCUUCAUUGUGGUAUUGCUCAUUAAAUUCAUUCGAGCAAGGGUAGUUGUACCAAAGCAUGAAUCAGUCGAGUCGUUGGUCAGAAGCAAACACCCAUUUAUCUCGUACAGAGUGCUAGUGCGAGCAACAAACAACUUUGACAAUUCAAACUUGAUCGGGAAAGGAAGUUUUGGCAGUGUUUACAAAGGAAUCCUUUCUGAUGGGACAGCUGUUGCAGUGAAAGUGUUGAACUUGUUCUUUGAGGGGGCAUUGAACAGCUUCAACAUAGAAUGUGACGUGAUGAGCAAAGUUAGACAUCGAAACCUUUUGAAAGUUAUCUCCUCUUGCACCAAUGAAGAGUUCAAAGCUUUGGUUCUUCAAUACAUGCCACGAGGGAGUUUAGAAAAUUGCUUAUAUGCGAGCUCAGAGAGCUUGAACCUUCUCCAAAGAUUGGACAUCAUGAUUAAUGUAGCGUGUGCUAUGGAAUACCUUCACCAUGAUCUUUAUGAGCCUGUAAUACAUUGUGACUUGAAGCCAAGCAACGUGCUUUUAGAUGAUGAUAUGACAGCAUAUGUUGCCGAUCUUGGUAUUGCAAAAAUGCUGCUUGGAUGCAAGUCAUCCACUCUUACUGAAACUCUGGGAACGACAGGAUAUAUUGCUCCAGAGUUCGGGCUGGCUGGAAGAGUAACAACUAAAGUUGAUGUCUAUAGCUUUGGGGUUCUUCUUCUGGAGAUUUUCACAAGAAGGAAGCCUACAGAUGUAAUGUUUACUGGGGAUGCUAGCUUAAGGCAGUGGGUAGCUGAAGCACUUCCUCAUGCAAUUCUAGAGGUUGUUGAUGGAUGCCUUCUGAAUCAAAUCGGUAGCAGCAGCAGCAACAAUGGGCAGCAGGAGCCUGCAGGGUCGACGACUAGAGAUGAGCUUCUCGUGUCCAUCAUGCAAGUUGGGUUGUCAUGUUCGAGGGAGUCUCCAACAGAAAGAAUUGACAUGAGAGAAGUUGUAGCUCAACUGAAGAAGAUUCGAGCGGCUCUAUGCGUCUUAGAAAUGGCUAACUGAUGAAGAAGCAUAUUAUUUUGAGAGUAUCUUGGUGGUGUUUUCAGUGAUGCGAAUUCCUCUGUUUGUCCUCUUUCCAGUCUGCUCUGUUCCUGCCAUGCACUCUUUGCGCUUGGUGUUGAGCUGAAGCUGCCUCAGUAUUAUUCUAGGUAUUCUAUAUGCUUGGUGUUGAGCUGAUGCUGCCCCAAUAUUCUGUCUGGCUUUGCCUUUCCCUGUACUUGUGGUUCAGCUCAGUUUCUUGUAUUUGCCUCA
Messenger RNA from Nymphaea colorata (pocket water lily), 3775 nucleotides. Its product is annotated as probable LRR receptor-like serine/threonine-protein kinase At3g47570. Gene Ontology annotation, biological process: protein phosphorylation. The transcript has 2 exons. The record is from RefSeq and is a predicted model, not a curated record. Gene Ontology annotation, molecular function: protein kinase activity; ATP binding; protein binding. The coding region runs from base 59 to 3526 and encodes 1155 amino acids. Lineage: Eukaryota; Viridiplantae; Streptophyta; Magnoliopsida; Nymphaeales; Nymphaeaceae.